Molecule: messenger RNA, 460 nt
Organism: Filobasidium floriforme
Lineage: Eukaryota; Fungi; Basidiomycota; Tremellomycetes; Filobasidiales; Filobasidiaceae
Exons: 2
Coding region: 174-419 (81 amino acids)
Source: RefSeq, a predicted model, not a curated record
CAACGCAUCACGGCAAACGGCGGGUCGCUAUGAUAUCGCCGUGAAGAAGCUACUAUCGUCGUACCGCAGACCGUCUAUGAGACGGAGGAGGGAGGGCCUGCGGAGCCCGAUCAUCUGAUGAGAGGACAUAAGCAAAUGACUCACGUGUACAGGUUCUGCAUGGGAGUUGACCUAUGCUGCCUGGUCACUGCAGCCAGAGGAACGGGCAAAGAAGGACUGGUCGACGGAAGGUGCCGAUCUACAAAGCUUUUUGUUUUGCAUUAACGGCUUUCAGGCAAUAUAUGUUUGAUCUGGCCGAUCAGGCGGUACGAUUCUGGGUCGCGUUUAUUCGCCUGAACGUGGCAGCAUUGCUGUCGAUUCAAGUCCGACCUCUGGUAAAUCGCCUAACAGAAUAUCAGAACUCAUGUAAAAGGUACUAGCUACCCAUACGAUUAUUGACAGGAAGAAAUGCUGAAAUAAC